This is a messenger RNA of Nicrophorus vespilloides, 1092 nucleotides long. RefSeq names its product upstream stimulatory factor 1 (gene Usf). Gene Ontology annotation, biological process: regulation of transcription by RNA polymerase II. Lineage: Eukaryota; Metazoa; Arthropoda; Insecta; Coleoptera; Silphidae. The record is from RefSeq and is a predicted model, not a curated record. Bases 257 to 1021 code for a protein of 254 amino acids. The transcript has 4 exons. Gene Ontology annotation, molecular function: DNA-binding transcription factor activity, RNA polymerase II-specific; protein dimerization activity; RNA polymerase II cis-regulatory region sequence-specific DNA binding.
GUUUCUUCAUUUUUGGGUUUCGAAUCAAAGACCUUUUGUAUCACAUUUUCGUGAUACAGGCAACCAAAGUCACACCAAUUUUUAAUUUCUUUUUGUAAAGUUGCAAGCCUGGUAAUUAUUCCGUAACGCAGCCGCAGCCAAUGUCAUUUGUCGAAGCACCGCCGUUGUCGCGUCACAUGACCUGGUUUUGUUCCCGUGACCAAAAUUGACGGAAAAUUCAAAAAUUUGCAAGAUUUGUGGUGGAUUCCACUGUCAAAUGGACCUAUUGGACCCGUUAGAAUCAAAGUAUGCUGAACCUAAUGAUGUAAAAAUGAUGAACCACACAUUGACCAUGGAUGAACAUAGUGUGGGCAGUGAUGAUGAUCCAAGGGUGGAUCAUUUAUCUCCUCAAACCUUAUUGGAAACACCACAAGAAGAUGUACAAUACUCAUUUAGAACAGCAGAUGGUACUGUAACUUAUGGAGUAUUAAAAGUUGAAGAAGAAGUUCCAACAAUAUCAGGAUUGUCUUAUACAAAUGCAGGAGUACAGCAGGUCCUUGCAGGCAAUGGUCAACUCUAUGUAAUAGGAAAUCCAAAUGAAGUUUUUGUUAGCAGUCAAACUAGUUCAGCUGGUAGAGUGAUUGCCCCCCGUUCAGGUAUCAUGGAUAACGUUAAUAAUGUUUCAAAAGUGAAAAAGAUGGAUGAAAGGAGAAGGGCAACGCACAAUGAGGUUGAACGCAGGAGGCGAGACAAAAUAAACAAUUGGAUUACAAAGCUGUCUAAAAUAAUACCAGAAAAUACGUCGUCUGACAUGGUGAAGGGCAACGGACAUUACGAUGGCCAAUCGAAGGGCGGUAUUUUAGCAAAGGCUUGUGAUUACAUUAUCGAUCUUCGAGAGAAGUUCGAGAUAUGCGCGAAAGAGAAUAAGCGACUGAGUGAAAAUGUAGAAUCACUGAAAUCCAAAAACGUGGAACUGGAUAGAGAAAACAAAGCGCUGAGGGAAGUCUUGCGAGGAAACGGCAUUGACGUCGAAAUUUCAUAGCGCUCAAAUAACAAUUUUUUGUUUUGUUAAUUCGGGAAUAACAAUUUUGAUUUAUGUGCAAGUUAUAAACA